CUUAUUAAACAAAGAAGAUCGACCAUAUCGUAUCACAUCGUACCGCAGCUCCACACCCAAGUCUUUCUUUUAAACAUCACGUCCAUCGCAUACCUUUUGCACCAAACAGCAUGUCGAUUCAAUUUGUCAAGGUUGCAUCUCUGGUCCCUGAUCAACACCACUGUAACCUCCAACUUCGAGUCCUUUCUGUCGAAACGAUCGCGGAAACUGUUCAUCCUGAAACCGGCAAGAUCAUUCAAUCCGCAGAGGCUAUUGUAGGCGAUGAUUCUGCCUGCAUCCUCUUGAACCUCAAGAAUGACCAGGUUAAUCUUUUGGCCUACAAUGCAAGACUGCAGGUGCUGAAUGCGCAUGUGAACAUGUAUCGUGGCUUUAUGCGCCUCGAAGUUGACGAAGACGAAGAGAGCGAUGAAGGAUCAGCUCCCGAAGCCCGAGACAGGCCCUUUAUUACAAUGAUUCCAUGUGAAGAUGAUGAUGACCCAGAUCACGACUUGAGUCGGAAUGGAGAUGAAGUGAUAACAACAAUGGCAGUGGACGCGGAUAUCGGUGGAUCGUACUCAAAUAGGCUUAUGGAGCUUGAAGAACCAGCACUGUCAUCGUCUACAGUUGCAGCAGGGCCUAGAGCAACAGUAGGACCUGGAGCAACAGCAGCACCAGCAUUAGCAUCAGCACCGGAAUCAGUGGCAGCAGCGGUAGCGGCGGUCGCGUCUGGAUCUUCGUCGAGCUUUCUGGCCGCGAGUGCAACUCCGUCGCCAUCGCCGUUGUCGCCGUCGUCCUUGAGUCGAGACCCGCUAAGGAUCGAGAUGAGACUUGGAACAGGAGGUAGUGUUCCCCUAAUGGAAUACUACCGUAUGGUUGAAUUUGAGUACUUUUCAACGGUGGAGCCUGUUGGACGUUAGGAUAGAUAGGUAGGGAGGGAGGGAGAGAGGGAGGAAAAAUAUGUCUCCCAAGGAGGUUGCCAGUACCAUAGAAAGAAGGGGCGUGUUUCUUCCUUUUUUUUUUCUUUUUUCUUAAUGCAUUGGUCCCGAUGCGCUUC
Molecule: messenger RNA, 1033 nt
Organism: Gamsiella multidivaricata
Lineage: Eukaryota; Fungi; Mortierellomycota; Mortierellomycetes; Mortierellales; Mortierellaceae
Exons: 4
Coding region: 111-896 (261 amino acids)
Source: RefSeq, a predicted model, not a curated record